This is a messenger RNA of Aspergillus eucalypticola CBS 122712, 528 nucleotides long. RefSeq names its product quinone oxidoreductase-like protein 1. NCBI's taxonomy places the organism in Eukaryota, Fungi, Ascomycota, Eurotiomycetes, Eurotiales, Aspergillaceae. The coding region runs from base 1 to 528 and encodes 175 amino acids. Gene Ontology annotation, biological process: secondary metabolite biosynthetic process; fatty acid biosynthetic process. The transcript has 3 exons. The record is from RefSeq and is a predicted model, not a curated record. Gene Ontology annotation, molecular function: fatty acid synthase activity; oxidoreductase activity.
AUGCCGGCCAACUUCGCCAAUAAGAUCCCAGAUACUUGGUCGUUUGAGGAAUCUGCAGGUCUCAUGAUAUUUUAUGCCACGGUUAUCUGGUGUUUUGAUGUUGUUGGAGAACUCCGCAAGGGUCAGACGGUGCUGGUUCAUUCAGCCUUUGGUGGAGUGGGACUGGCUGCAAUUCAGUUCUGUGAAAUGAGAGGAGCUCAGGUUUACGCUACUGUGGGCAGCGAAGAGAAGGUGCGGUAUCUUGUUAAUGGGUGCCAUAUUCCUCGCUCCCGUAUAUUCUACUCUCGAGAUACGUCCUUUUACCGUGACCUUAUGCGGGAGACCAAUAAUAGAGGAGUCGACAUAGUUUUGAGCUCUCUUCCAGGCAAGCUCCUGCAUGCCCCAUGGAAGUGUGUUGCUCCAGGAGGGAAAAUGUUUGAUAUCGGAAAGAGGGACGUCCUGGGCCAUUCCAUCUUGCCCAUGAACCCUUUCGACCAAGCACGAUCGUCCUACACCAGACCUACUUCAAGUCAUGCAAAGCAACCUUGA